AUUUAUCAUUUAAGUUCACGUUCUCGUUGAACUUUUUUUUAUGAUAGAGUAAAUAUUUCCAUAAACAUUAGUUCGUGAGAUGUUAUUCAUGUUGCUUGUUGCAUAUCGAUCGUUAGAAAAACUACGGACGUAGGACAUACUAAAAAUAAUCACAUGCGGCUAUAAACAUUCGAACAUGAAUGUAGAUAAGAAGGCCUUCUGCUGGUGCGAAAAGAUUCGAUUAAAAAAACAUGCGACAAUAAAAGGCAACGUUAAAACUAGGUGCGGUAUUGAAAAAUGCAAAGUGGAAAAGGAAAUAAAGUGAAAGGCAACGUGGUGUCCGCAACCUUAACUUACGAUCAUCAUCAUAUAAAAAGUUAACAAAAAAUGGCUACAAGUUCUACCUCUUCGAGAAGUCACCAGAACUCAGGCCAUAUAAAUGGUCUGCAGGAAAUGCUUGGCCGAUGCAUCGCCCUUAUUGACAUGGAUUGCUUUUACGUACAGGUGGAAGAGAGGCUUCAGCCACAGAAUCGGGGCAAACCUGGCGUUGUGGUUCAGUAUACUGGUGGGGUGAUUGCUGUUAAUUAUGAGGCUCGAGCAAAAGGAGUAAAACGAGGUAUGCGACGAAGUGAGGCUCAAGCGCUGUGUCCCGAUCUUAUUUUCUACUACGUUCCUGAAGCACGACAAAAGGCUGAUCUCUCUCGAUACAGGUUGGCAGGUAGGGAAGUGCUGAAAGUGUUUUGCUCAUUUGGAGCUACUGUGGAAUGCGCUUCAAUCGAUGAAGCGUACAUCGACCUAACGGCACUUGUCAAUCGGGAAGGAAACAACGAACAACCUGUGUCCUACGGGGCACUCGGAACCGCUUAUGUCGAGGGCUACGAUACAAAUCGGGACUUCCUUUCAAAUAUAGACUGGAAGGUACGUGGCGGUGAUGCAUUUCUAGCACGUGGUGCCGAAAUAAUGACGCAGAUGCGCCGUGAGGUGUUUCUAAAAACCAAGUUCACAUGCUCUGCUGGAAUCUCACACAACAAGGUGGUAGCGAAACUGGCCGCAGGACUUCACAAACCCAACCAGCUGACGGUCGUGCCGCACUCGUCAGUGCAUAAGCUUUUCGAAACUGUCGCGGUGCACAAAAUGCGUGGCUUGGGGGGCAAGUUAGGAGAGCAGGUAUCUGAGCAUUUGCAGGUACAGACGAUGGCGCAGCUUGCAGAAGUAUCCGCCGCAAAACUGACAUCGAUUUUCGGCACAAGGACAGGAAUGUGGCUUUAUGAACUGAGCCAUGGGGUGGACCACGAAACAGUCGCAGAUCGUUUGUUAUCGAAGAGCAUUGGGUGCGCGAAGAACUUCCCAGGCAAAACCGCCCUCAUGACUGUGAAGGACGUCAGCAAAUGGGCGAACAGUCUCUGCGAGGAAAUGGAAGAACGUCUCAAACUGGACCAGAAGACCAACCAACGCGUGGCGCGCUUACUCACCGUAAGCAAUGGAAUUCAGUCGCGCAGUAUCCCACUUACGGGAAUUACGUUCACUAAAGUAUUUCUAUACAACUCAGUGAUGGCCGGAUUAUCGAAACUUAACGUGGCACCUCAGGGUAGCGGUGACUGGACUCCGCCUAUAAAAAUGCUUUCGUUUAUCGCAAGUAAAUUUGAAGUACUUGAUAAAUCAGCUAACAUUAUGAAGUACAUAGGCAAUACCAAAAAGAGUACAGAGCGCGCAGAAGCGAAAUCGUCGACCUCAUCUACCAUAAAGGCCCCUCUCGUAGGCUGCCCAACCAUGGCGGAACGAUUAGCCAAUUUGAUGGCAAGUAACGAAGAUGAUAUCAUGCUUGAAGACACUUUCUAAAGAUUAGUAUCUUAGCACACACUUCCUACUAACAACAACGGUACGAAGACUUCUGCUGGAUUCGUUUGUCUCUAUAGGUAAGCGUAAUAAAGUAAAGGAUGACAUACAUGUGCUGCACGAAACAAUAUGCCUAAUGUAUACAUAUCGUAGAACGUAUAGUAGUCAUGUUUCUUGUUGUUGCAAUACAGAACUAUUUCUGCUGUUUUAUUACUGUUUUUUGUUGCUGCAAUACAGAACUAUUUCUGCUGUUUUAUUACUAGUUGGUUCGUCUUAAAUAAUUCAAGGUUGACUUCGUAAAUUUUCGUUAGGCAUAAUUCCUCCUUGAGAGAUCUUUGAAUCAUCUCUCAGUCGUACGUCAAACAAACAUGUCAAGUGAUUCUACUAUAGAUGAGUUCAAUUUAGCGCCAAGUUGUGUGCGUUUUCGAAACUAAAGUGAGUGCAAAAUUAAGCAAUUAAUCUGUUUAAUUCUAACUUGUUUACAUUAUUUUUUAUUCUCGUUCAUUAGCUCAAUAAUAUUAAAAAGUACGCGACCUAAUAUAAAAUAACAUCCCAUUUUAUUAUUUGCAUAAUAUUAAUAAUAAUAAUUAUAAUAAUAAUAAUAAUAUCAAGAAAACAUUCGUGUCUCUAAUUUUCUCGCUUUCAUUGUCGAUUCUGGGCGAUUACGAAUUGAUCGGUUCAGAACCUGAUUUUCCCUUCUCGUUCUUACCUCCGCAUCGUUACUUUCGCCCUAUUUGUUUCACACGCAUUGACACUUCUCAAUCUACCUUUCAUUCACACGAGUCUAUCCAACACACCGUGAUCCCUACACGUUCCACCCGUAUCCCUGUUAACGACUACGCAUUAUGACCAAUUCGUGCGGGACGUUGAAACUGCUACCUUACCCACUAUUAUUGGGGUCGUGUUCAACAAUCGAAAAAAUGAUAAGCAUUUUCGUUAUUUCAUAUCAUUUUUAUGUUCACUAUAAUGUAGUAGCCCCACUGACUUGUCCCGUUCAUAUUUAGUACAAGAUGCCUUUGAGCCUUCGAUCACUGUUCAAAGCCAUUCCGUACAUCCACACCGCUUGUUCGACCCUAUUUAAAUCUUUCAAACACUAGUUACGUCGUUGAAGAUCCUACGAAAUGCUCCGCGGCGGACAUGACCUUACACUAACAUUCAUUCUUCAUAAAGUUUUUCGACUUUCCUUAUAAUAUUAAUAAUAAGUUGAUUCGUUAGCCCUUUCCUUUUUUCCGAAUUCUUUAUAUCUACUUAGUAGUACUAGCAGUUCAUCAGCCUUUUUGUUUGUUUCUUUCUUGCGAUCUCGCUCUCUCUCUUUCUCUCCCUUUAUAUAUAUAUACCUAUCGUUCAUUUUUUUUGUUUGAAUACAGUUGUUGAAGGUAGCCAAAAUAGUUCUGAAUGUUCGUUUCUCAUAAUCAUAAUUCAUCUUCAAGCUUCAUUAUAUAGCUGAUAUACUCAUCGUCACCUUUGUAUUAAGCUUAUUCUUAUUAACUGUCUUC
Molecule: messenger RNA, 3311 nt
Organism: Varroa destructor (honeybee mite)
Lineage: Eukaryota; Metazoa; Arthropoda; Arachnida; Mesostigmata; Varroidae
Product: DNA polymerase eta-like
Biological process (GO): error-prone translesion synthesis; response to radiation
Cellular component (GO): nucleus; replication fork; site of double-strand break
Molecular function (GO): DNA-directed DNA polymerase activity; damaged DNA binding
Source: RefSeq, a predicted model, not a curated record